Vigna radiata var. radiata (mung bean) is the source of this 669-nucleotide messenger RNA. Its product is annotated as MLP-like protein 43. NCBI's taxonomy places the organism in Eukaryota, Viridiplantae, Streptophyta, Magnoliopsida, Fabales, Fabaceae. Gene Ontology annotation, biological process: defense response. The coding region runs from base 42 to 500 and encodes 152 amino acids. The record is from RefSeq and is a predicted model, not a curated record. The transcript is spliced from 2 exons.
UCAUUCUCUUCCUUUUACUACUGCCUUCUUCAUUCAUCAUCAUGACACUUGCUGGUAAAAUCAGCUGUGAAAUUGAGGUUCAUGCAACUGCAGCAAAGUGGUUCAACCUAUUUGCAAAGCAACUCCAUCAAGUUCAAAACCUUACUGAUAGAGUCCAUGGAACCAAGCUCCAACAUGGUGAAGACUGGCACCACCCUGAUUCCAUCAAGCACUGGACUUAUGUCUUAGAGGGUAAGGUGACAACAUGUCUCGAGAGAAUUGAAUCUGUUGAUGAAGCAAACAAAACAAUCACCUACAAGCUUUUCAAUGGAGGCAUCGAUCAGCAGUUCAAGCUCUUCAAGUUCAUAUUUCAAGCAAUUCACAAGAACAGUGGUGGAGCUAUUAUCAAAUGGACCAUUGAAUAUGAAAGGGUUAAUGAGAAAGCUGAUCCUCCAUAUGGCUACGUAGAGUAUCUGCACAAAUUCACUAGAGACAUUGAUGCUCAUCUUCUCAAGGCAUAGCUCCAAAACGAUAUGCAGAAAACUAAAAAUAAUAAUAAUAAUAAUAAGAAGAAGAAACAAUGGGCUUGGCCCUAGGUUUAUUAUAAUAAUAUAUAUGUGUGGCGUUUGACAAAGGAUGGUUAUGUUAUGUAGAUCAUUCCUUUGUGUGGAAUAAACUUGGAUUUGCAUG